Microcebus murinus (gray mouse lemur) is the source of this 2655-nucleotide messenger RNA. It is a transcript of the gene SEC14L5, whose product is annotated as SEC14 like lipid binding 5. The record is from RefSeq and is a predicted model, not a curated record. Lineage: Eukaryota; Metazoa; Chordata; Mammalia; Primates; Cheirogaleidae. Gene Ontology annotation, cellular component: cytoplasm.
CCGGGAUCUCCGCUGUCCCGGGUCCUGGAGCGCUCCGGGCCACGCAGGUCUCGCCCCCGCCCCUCCCGCGUCUCCCCGGCUGGCCUGGCCCGCCGCAGGGUGUGCAGGGCGGGACUCCUAGGGCUGAGCCGCCACGAUCGGCCCCCGCCCCAGACUCUGCGCUCCGGGCCAGGCGGCGAGCUCAGCUCCUGAGCCAGUUGAACACCCAGAGCGAGGCCCCCAGGCUGCGUCCCCGGAGGCGAGGGCUCCGUGCUCGCCCCUGCCUGGUGACUUCCGCUGGCGCUCCGGUGUGAACAUGGUGCAGAAGUACCAAUCUCCUGUUCGUGUCUACAAGUACCCAUUUGAGCUGGUCAUGGCGGCCUACGAGAAGCGCUUCCCCACCUGCCCGCAGAUCCCCGUCUUCCUGGGCAGCGAGGUCCUGCGCGAGUCCCGCAGCCCCGACGGGGCGGUGCACGUGGUGGAGCGGAGCUGCCGGCUGCGCGUGGACGCCCCUCGGCUGCUGCGGAAGAUCGCGGGUGUCGAGCACGUGGUGUUCGUGCAGAGAAACGUCUUGAACUGGAAGGAGAGGACGCUCCUCAUCGAGGCGCACAAUGAGACCUUCGCCAGCCGCGUGGUGGUCCACGAGAACUGCAGCUACACGGUCCACCCGGAGAAUGAGGACUGGACUUGCUUCGAGCAGUCUGCCUCCCUGGACAUCCGCUCCUUCUUUGGCUUUGAAAAUGCCUUGGAGAAGAUCGCCAUGAAGCAGUACACCGCCAACAUCAAGAGGGGGAAGGAGGUGAUAGAGCAUUACCUGAACGAGCUCACCUCCCAGGGCACCUCUCACAUCCCCCGCUGGACGCCGGCCCCGGGCCGGGAGGAGGACGCCCGCGGCCAGGCUGGGCAGCGGGACGCUGGCUCCCCGGAGGCCGACGGGCCCAGCAGUGCCGCGGGCCCUGCUCGGGAGACGGUCAGCUCGGACGGGGACAAGCUGGACGCGGACUACAUAGAGAGGUGCCUGGGCCGCCUCACGCCCAUGCAGGAGAGCUGCCUGGUCCAGCUCCGGCGCUGGCUGCAGGAGACCCACAGAGGCAAGAUCCCCAAAGACGAGCACAUCCUGCGCUUCCUGCGGGCCCGCGACUUCCACGUGGACAAGGCCCGGGAGAUGCUGUGCCAGUCCCUGAGCUGGCGGAAGCAGCAGCAGGUGGACCUCCUCCUUCAGACCUGGCGGCCCCCCGCGCUCCUGCAGGAGUUCUACGCCGGGGGCUGGCACUACCAGGACGCAGACGGCCGCCCCCUCUACAUCCUGCGCCUGGGCCAGAUGGACACCAAGGGCUUGAUGAAGGCCGUGGGGGAGGAGGCGCUGCUGCGGCACGUUCUGUCCGUCAACGAGGAAGGGCAGAAGAGGUGUGCGGGGAACACAAAGCAGUUUGGCCGUCCCAUCAGCUCCUGGACCUGCCUGCUGGACCUGGAGGGGCUGAACAUGCGGCACCUGUGGCGGCCCGGCGUGAAGGCGCUGCUGCGCAUGCUCGAGGUGGUCCAGGACAACUACCCCGAGACCCUGGGCCGGCUGCUCAUCGUGCGCGCGCCCCGCGUCUUCCCCGUGCUCUGGACGCUGAUCAGCCCCUUCAUCCACGAGAACACGCGGCAGAAGUUCCUCAUCUACAGCGGCAGCAACUACCAGGGCCCCGGAGGCCUCGUGGACUACCUGGAUAAGGACGUGAUCCCCGACUUCCUCGGCGGGGAGAGCGUGUGCAACGUCCCCGAAGGAGGGCUGGUCCCCAAGUCGCGCUACCUGACGGAGGAGGAGCAGGAGCAGGCAGACCAGCAACGGCAGUGGAGUGAGACCUACCACUCGGCCAGCGUGCUCCGCGGGGCCCCCCACGAGGUCGCGGUGGAGAUUCUGGAAGGGGAGUCGGUCAUCACCUGGGACUUCGACAUCCUGCGGGGGGACGUGGUGUUCAGCCUGUACCACACCAGGCGCGUGCCCAGGCCGGGCCCCCGGGAGCAGCUGGUCGACAGAGGCUGGGUGCUCGGCAGGGACUACAGCCGCGUGGAGGCGCCCCUCCUCUGCCGGGAGGGGGAGAGCAUCCAGGGCUCCCACGUGACCCGGUGGCCUGGGGUCUACCUGCUCCAGUGGCAGAUGCACAGCCCCCCCAGCAGCGUGGCCUGCAGCCUCCCGGGGGUGGAUGAUGUCCUGACGGCCCUGCACAGCCCUGGCCCCAAGUGCAAGCUGCUGUACUACUUCGAGGUGCUCGCAUCUGAGGACUUCAGGGGCUCCAGGUCCAGCCUGGAAUCCUGCACCAGCGGCUUCUCCCAGCUCAGCGCCGCCACCUCGGCCUCCUCCUCCGGCCAGUCCCACAGCAGCUCCCUGGUCUCCAGAUAGCCGGGCCGGCGCUCCGGGGCAGCCGCUCAGCCCGCGCGUCCGGAAGUGUCCAGAGGAGAAGCCAGCUUGCCGCGAGGCCUGGGACCACGAGGGCCGGAGCCCCGGGCCGGGACGCUGCCAACGUCGGGGUGUCCGGGGCGGACGGCGGGGAGCCAGCCCGGGGCUCCCGGGGUCGCGAGGGCAGAACCAGCUCCUCCGGCUUCGUGUCGGGAAAGGCCAAGGCCAAGCGCUCCGACCACUCUCAGGUCCCCCUGGAUCCCGGACCCGUCACUGGUUCUCGCCCCGCCCCC